CUUCAUGCUGCUCAGGAGCCAUGGCGGAGCGGACACUGAGGAGGAACCAGCCGGAGCUCAGCGGGUCUACAGCGGCGGCUCAAACCAACCAAGAUCCACGUUACCUGCAGCACAGCCACAACUAUUACUGACGGAAUACAAUGGUGACGGCUUCUAAAGUUUUACACACAUGUUUAGCUUAUGUCACAGCUGGCCGGUUCAACUUUUCACUAACGGGCAUUUCCCUAAUGUCGAGGGGGGGUCACAGCGACGCAGAGUUUGUUCCGCUUUUCUUUUCUUGCAGUAACGUUACGUGUGUCCUGUAAAGCCAUCUGCCUCAGGCGUAAAUCUGGCGCACUGUCCCGCAGUGGCUCACUGAGCGCCUCUUUAAUAUUGCAAAGCCGAGUCACUGGAGGUUAACAUGGGGGCAAAGCAGAGCAGCCCGACUGCUAAUCCAGCUGCUAACGGACGGACCAGAGCCUACUCCGGCUCAGACCUGCCCUCCAGCACGUCCAGCAGCAAUGGCAGUAGUGUUAGCAGGACUACCGCCGGGGGUGUGAGGUACCAUGCGUACAGUGCGUCCGGAGCCUCCGGAGCCUCGUCCAGCACUAGCCAGCACCUUGGAGCCAGGGCCAGGUCUGUGGGGGGCUCCGGAGGCUCCGGGACCAGACCUCAGUCCGGUAUCAACAUUCCGAACAGCAGCGGAGCCUACAGCUCCCAGGAGUCCGGCGGCAGCAGCCCGGAGGAGGCGGCGGACAGGGAGCGCUCAGGCGGAGGGCACGAAGGUCCCCGGCUGUUGAUAGGAUCUCUACCAGCUCACCUCUCGCCUCAUCUGUUCGGAGGCUUCAAGUGCCCUGUGUGCUCCAAGUUUGUGUCCUCAGAUGAGAUGGAUCUUCACCUGGUCUUGUGCUUAACCAAACCCAGAGUGACAUAUAACGAGGAUGUCCUGACCAAGGAUGCAGGAGAAUGUGCGAUCUGCCUGGAGGAGCUGGUACAGGGAGACACCAUCGCUCGCCUGCCCUGCCUCUGCAUCUACCACAAAGGCUGUAUUGAUGAGUGGUUUGAAGUAAACAGAUCAUGUCCAGAGCAUCCAUCAGAUUAAAGCUUUUUUGCACAGGUACUCAACAAUGUGAGGGAUCUACAAGAUGAUGUGUGGAUCCAGGGAGACUGCUGGACACUGUGAUCAGUUUAACCCCCACCCCCACCCCGCCCAGUAAUGUAGUACCACUGUGUGCCAAAUCUCAUUUAAGCAAUCUUCAGGGAUACAGACUUUUGUGUUUAUGUUUGAGUUGCACAUCCACGUUCAGUCUCAGACUGGAUGGAUUGAUCUCCACCUCACAUCCUCUCCAGCCCUGACACAAAGCCACACAGGACGUUGUGGCAGGCAGGGCUCUUCUUCCUGAGUGGCCAUUGGACAGCACAUGUCAGCUGAUUGUACACCAGGAUACUGGAGGAGGUGGUGGACAUGGUCUUGGAGGUGGGGGCGGGGUGGAGGGGGGGGUGAGUCGGGCAAUGCGUGGAUUAUCCCUCCCCCUCUUACUCUGUCCCUCCCCUCCUCCUUCAGCAUCAGUGUCUACCAGUGCCUUGUUGUUAUGAUGCCCAGCCAUGACAGGGCAGGACAGAGGAGUCCAGACUGUCAGCAGAGCCAGCUGGACCAACUGGACGGACUUGCGGGACCAUCUCACCACAACUGCCAUUCUACCAGUCCAGGAGAAACAAGCCAGAGACAGGACAGCGGCAGAAAUAUCUGUCUGCGUAAGCAGCUCGGACAUUUUUAAAACUGAAGCUGCUGCAAACAAUGGUGCCAAUCAACUGUGAAUAUCGUCGAACACUCACACUCAAUCAUCAGUGCUUUUUAAUCAUAUACCAUGGAGUAGAGGUCUUCAGGUACAAAAACCUGCUUCCAAAUUUGAAAUGGAUCCUUGACUUACCAGCCUGAGCCUACAGUAGAGUAUCGCUGCUACCAUGACAUACAAAUAUGUAACCACUUGUAGAUCCCUCUCACUUUGUAACACUUUUCCUGUUAUAAUGACAUGAUGCAAGCAAGUUUCUCUGAGAACUUGUUAUGAGGAGAAACUGUUCUUGUUGAAAAAGUUUUGUUGAUUUUUUUAUAACAGAAAUGUUUUGUGAAAUAACACGAUAAAUUGACAUGUUGUUAUAACAAGAAAAGUUUGUUCUUAAAAUGAAAUAACUUGAUUUUUAGUUACAGCAAAAAAAAAGUAUAAUUUUAUAACAUGAACGGGAUCUCAUAACCAGAAACAUUUUUACACAGACCAGAAAGUGAAAAUGUGUUUUUCAUUUCUUUUUUUGUCUAUUUUGCUUUGUGCUACUCCAUGGGGUAAAAGCUUCUCUUGUUUUCAUAAUGUCUGUAAUGUAGUCGUUUAUGUAGGCUGUGUAUUAAUUACAGCGUUUGAUCAAUCAUUUAAGUUGCUACAAUUGAUUGUUUCCUCAGUGUGCAGGUUCACUGAUUAUCAGUCUUUAAAACAGGUCAGCAGUGUCAGGUGCACAGAAUUACCACAAAUCAAACACUGUCAUACAGAUGGAGAGCAGAAUGGGUUUAAUAUGUUAAUGAAGAAUGAAAAUGAGAUCUAGAUUUUUUUUUUUAAUUAAAAAAAAUAAAACAUGUAGAUAGAAGUAUUUUUUGUGCAGCAAAAAGAUCCACUUGAAAUCCAAAUUUCUAAUUUCAUUGUUUUAUUCUCUACUUUUUCCAUAAUCCUUUUGUAGAGCUAUGACGCAGUUUUUCUGUGAGUGAGUAUCCGUUUUGUCUUGUGUAGGACGCAAGGAUGUAGGUGACAUAGGCAACAUGAUGCACAGUCUUGCCAAUGAUGUCUCACUGUUCCACUGAUCUACAGGUGGCAAUACAGCCCAAUCGCCAGAAAUAAUGUUGGCAUCUUCUAUGUCUAAAAACCACGGACACAUUACAUUUAUAGGUUUUUAUGUAGUGGAUCCAUUUAAACAUUACGUUUUAACAACGCUGUGGUUAAUGUGUGGUUAGGUUUAGGCACAAAAACAGAAAUGUUAUGACUAUAACCUCUGUUACCUGAAGGAGAGGAACAAGAUACAACCCUGCUGUGCAGCUGGGCUUGGUGAAGAGCAGCUAUCGAACUGAAGAAUGACUGUGGUGAUGGAUGUGUAUAUACAUAUGUGUGGGCCUCACAUACGUCACCACAGGUCAUCUGGUUUAAUAGGCGUGAAUAGAGGUGUCUUCAGGUAGGUCACAAGUACAAGGGAUGUGAUAUCCCAUAGUAUAUGUGUUGUACCGAGUGAAUCGACUGAAUGGGAACACUUAGUUAUGGUCAGGAAAAGAAGUACCCAGUUUUGGUGGCACAGUUACCUCUGGAAAAGCAGCGAUGUCUUGGUAAGAAACAACUACUUUUUGUUGCACAGGAAGGCAACACAGUGACAGGUCGCGUAAGAACACCCACAUUUUUUGGCUAAAAAGCUACUCGAAACACAGAGAUGACUCAUCAAAACACAACAGGUUUUGUCGUUUGUCGGUCUCCAACAGUGACCUGCAGCUUGGCAGGCAUUUCAUUGAGUGGACAUGCCAUUAAUUAUCCCCUCCUCCCCCUGAAGACAAAGUCACCUCAUAUACUACGUUACUUUAGAAAUAUGAUAUGUAUGAAAGGUGCAAUCGUAACAUAUUUGUGGUUUGUAGAAACACACUGUGCCAACAUUUGUUCUUGCAACUGGGUUGGGCAGAUAUGCAGCAAUGCACCAACAAAGGCAGUAAAUAUGAAUGUAACCAAGGCAGGCUUUGUAUUCAUGAGAAAGGUAAUGUAUUCAUUACAUUUGUCAGGGCCGGAGGAUUUGCACAUUUUUGGUGAAUGUAAACAAUAACUCCACAGGGGGACUGUAAUGUGAUCCCACACAGUGUCCUUGUACUCUACCCUGCAGGUUCCAUUUCUCUGACAGUGUUUGAAUAGUUCUAAUUUUGUGUACAUGACACUGCUUCCUGUACGUGUUUAAAAAAGUUUGGACUGUGAUAAUGACUGAGCCUGCACACAGAGGAAGGAAUCAGCAGAGACACCUGUGCUUGUUACAGUUACCUGAGUGCAUACCAGUUAGAACUGCAGACUUUGCUGUUUUAAACGCACCAAUCCUUUACAAUAACAUUCGUAGCAACAACCAACUUUUGGUCCCCCACUGGCAAUUUGUUCUACUAAACCUGUUAUGUACAGGUUAUUGGAGAAGUUUCUAUGGUUGUCGUCCUGCAGGAAGUCAUUGACUUGCUUGGCUGGUGAUUGGUCUACUCAACUAUAACAGACUGGUCUCGGGUUCAGGCAGCAUACAGACCCAGCACCAAGUUAAGUUGGCCAAGGACUGAGGGACACUGAAUGAGUGGACUUUUAACACCACCAGUGUGUUAGUUAAGGCUUUCAUGGGCUCAGGUUUGCCUGAAGACCUCUACCAUGGAAGAGCUAAUGUGUACAGAUUUUUAAUCUAGUAAAAAGCAAUCACAGAUGAUUUCAUCGACAAGCUCAUCAUCCACCAGAGAAUAUGAACUCAUCAGUGAAAUCACCAAGUGCGGAUCCCAAAGCUACAAUGGAAUCCUUUAUCUCCACCAACUCCCUUUUUCCAUUACGCAGAGCCUAAUGCUCAUCCCACCACCCUGAAGACUAUUUUUAUACUGGAAAAACAAAUGAGCUGCUUCACUGUAACAUUAACAGCGACUUUAAAGGCAAUCCUGUGGAAUCUCAGCUUCUUAUGGAGGUUUUUAAGGCGGGCAUGAUGAAGUUUUCAUUCAAAAUGUUUGUAAAUGAGCAACACAAUUGCCAGAAAAAAUGUUGGCAUUAUACGUUCCUGUAAACCACAGAUACAUUAUAUUUGUAUGUUAUUAUGUAACGGAUACACUGACCCUUUACGUUUCCCCGCACUGUGGCUAAUGUGUGGUUGGGUUUAGACACAAUCCAGGCUGAAAACAUGGAGAUAUCUCAGUAAAAGAUAACUGCAUUUCAUGGCACUAUCCCUGCUGGAAAAACAGCCAAGGUUUGCUAAAAACACCCACAUUUGGGGCCUAAAAAAUCCACUGGAAACACAGCAAUGACUUGGUAAGUCACAACAGAUUUUGUUGUUUGUAGGUCUCAAACAAUGAUCUGCAGCUUGGCAGGUGCCUCGCCUAGGUGGCACGCCAUCCACCAUCCCCUCUAUCCUAGGUGACACGAUGUCCACCAUCCCCUCUCUCCUAGGUGACACGACAUCCACCAUCCCCUCUCUCCUAGGUGACACGAUGUCCACCAUUACCUCUCUCCUAGGUGACGCACCAUCCACCAUCCCCUCUCUCCUAGUUGACACACCAUCCACCAUCCACCAUCCCCUCUCUCCUAGUUGACCCACCAUCCACCAUCCCCUCUCUCCUAGGUGGCACGCCAUCCACCAUCCCCUCUCUCCUAGGUGACACGACAUCCACCAUCCCCUCUCUCCUAGGUGACGCACCAUCCACCAUCCCCUCUCUCCUAGGUGACGCACCAUCCACCAUCCCCUCUCUCCUAGUUGACACACCAUCCACCAUCCCCUCUCUCCUAGGUGACUCUCUAUCCACAUCCCCUCUCUCCUACAGUAGGUGACACGACAUCCACCAUCCUCUCUCUCCUAGGUGACACGACAUCCACCAUCCCCUCUCUCCUACAGUAGGUGACACGACAUCCACCAUCCCCUCUCUCCUAGGUUACACACUAUCCACCAUUCACUCUGCCUCUUGAUGACAAAGUCAGCUCAUAUACUACGUCACCUUAGAAACAUUGAUAUAUGUAUAACAUGCAAAUAUAUUGUAUUCAUGGUUUGCGGAAACGCACAAUGCCAACAUUUUCUCCUGGCGACUGGGCUGGAAUGAAAGAUGAAGUGUCCCAUAUGGACUCCACUUUUUCUUACUUUUUUUUCAAUGCAUUUCUCUCUUUGUCUCUUUGAAGUUACCUCCAGGUAGGAGCACAUGGUAGUGGGGGAAAGGUGAGGAAAAAUAAAGUUGGAGCUUUAUUUUGAAAAAGAAGAACCCUCACCACUACUGCUGUAAUGCUCCUAUACACACAUGCAGUAUUAGACAUCUCAAUGAGUCAAUUCAUGAGUAUUUGGGAUAGAGAGUACAGUAUAAAUAAGCGGUAUCCAACCACCCAAGCACAUGUGUAUGGAGGCUUUUUUCCAACCAAUCAACAGAGCAGCUGGUUUUCCAGGUCAGUACACCUUUGCUGCUGAAUCCCAAAUCCACUUCUUUCCUCCACUCCCUCACAACCUCUCCUAUCAGACACUGACUUGGGUUCAAGUGUGACACAUUACUCACACUCUGCAUAAUACAUCAAACUCCAUGCUACAUGUAGAACAUUACUAGUAAACUAUGAGAGUUAAAGCUACCUGAAAAUCCUCAAAAACACACAUCUACUGCUGAUGAGUAGACCUAACUUAUCAGUAUUGAUUAUUUUAUUUGGAACCACUAAAGGAAGAACUGAGUAAGCUUUGGAGUUUUGGGAUCCACCCUAACACACUCAUGACUACUGCGUCACCAUACUGUGUAUGUAAAACCUGACAGCCUCACAGAGAUUAUCUGAGCCCUGUAAUACACUGUCCCAGCACACAGCGGUGCUACAGAGUCGUGUAGUUUUCCUCUGCAGUGUGUGGAGGUGGGAGCAGUGAGGACUCUCCUCAUCAUCUCUGUUUGUAGCAAUAGUCUGAACAUUUGGCUGACUGAUCUCACAGGGCUCAUUCUCUGCCUUCAUCUCUCACGUUAAUCUGCUAUCAGUUAUUUUUCAUCAUUUUCAUGACUGAUCCUACAAAGGUUUGACACUGACCAGUAAUAUCUUUUUCUGUCUGUGAAUUUUAGAGGAAAAGUGCAACAGAUCUGGCCUUAAUAGAUAUGAUGAUGACAUUCAACUGCCUGUCCUCGUGGUUCUUGAUUGUUUUAUUGUUGUGUUUUGAAUAGCUGUUUGCAAUAACACAAUGACUCAUCAACCUUGCAGAGGAGAAAAGAUAAAACCUUUUAAUUUGUGAUUAAAAAAAAUGAAGACAAAUUGGACCCUAUUUUGUUAUGUUUUUGUG
Molecule: messenger RNA, 7005 nt
Organism: Epinephelus fuscoguttatus (brown-marbled grouper)
Lineage: Eukaryota; Metazoa; Chordata; Actinopteri; Perciformes; Serranidae
Gene: znrf2b
Product: zinc and ring finger 2b
Exons: 5
Coding region: 401-1081 (226 amino acids)
Source: RefSeq, a predicted model, not a curated record